Acomys russatus (golden spiny mouse) is the source of this 1193-nucleotide messenger RNA. RefSeq names its product inhibitor of growth family member 5 (gene Ing5). Bases 66 to 863 code for a protein of 265 amino acids. The record is from RefSeq and is a predicted model, not a curated record. Gene Ontology annotation, molecular function: chromatin binding. Gene Ontology annotation, biological process: positive regulation of DNA-templated transcription; positive regulation of apoptotic signaling pathway. NCBI's taxonomy places the organism in Eukaryota, Metazoa, Chordata, Mammalia, Rodentia, Muridae. The transcript has 8 exons. Gene Ontology annotation, cellular component: nucleus.
ACCGCCCCGCCCCGAGUCCGCGGCACCGCCCGCUCGCGCAGACCCUGAGCGUGGCCGCAGCGAAGAUGGCGACUGCCAUGUACUUGGAGCACUACCUGGACAGCAUUGAGAACCUCCCCUGUGAACUUCAGAGGAACUUCCAGCUGAUGCGAGAGCUGGACCAGAGAACAGAAGAUAAGAAGGCAGAGAUCGACAUCCUGGCUGCAGAGUACAUUGCCACAGUGAAGACUCUGUCUUCAGAGCAGCGCGUGGCACACCUGCAGAAGAUCCAGAGCGCCUAUAGCAAGUGCAAGGAGUACAGUGAUGACAAGGUGCAGCUGGCCAUGCAGACCUACGAGAUGGUGGACAAACACAUCCGAAGGCUUGAUGCUGACCUGGCACGCUUCGAGGCUGACCUGAAGGACAGAAUGGACGGGAGCGACUUUGAAAGCACUGGACCGCGGAGCUUGAAAAGCAAGUUGGCUGACGUUCUGUUUACUAGUGACUGCAAUUUUGAAGGCUGUCGUCUAAGUGUGCUAGGGAGCGACGAAGGUCGGAGUCAGAAAGAAAAAAGAAGCUCCCGGGGCCGAGGCAGGAGGACAUCGGAAGAGGAUACUCCAAAGAAAAAGAAGCAUAAAAGCGGGUCUGAGUUUACCGACAGUAUCCUAUCUGUGCAUCCCUCUGACGUGCUGGACAUGCCUGUGGAUCCCAAUGAGCCUACAUACUGCCUGUGCCACCAGGUGUCCUAUGGGGAGAUGAUCGGCUGUGACAAUCCUGAUUGUCCAAUUGAGUGGUUUCAUUUUGCCUGCGUGGAUCUCACCACAAAGCCCAAAGGAAAGUGGUUCUGUCCACGAUGUGUUCAGGAAAAGAGGAAGAAGAAGUAGAGAAGAGGCUGUGGUGCCGGGCUGAAGAGCAAGCUGACACAUUUCUUCACUCAUGUUGCAAUAUUAGCUUUCAUUUUAAAACUACCUUAUUUCGACUGAUAUUUAAUAAUUCAGUGGCCAGUUGUAAUUUUGGAUAUUUCCCAAAACAAGAAGCCACUGCACCGUUUGCACAGAACAAUCUAUCUCACAGGGACUUGCCACGGUGACUUUACAAGCAGGCUCCCCCAUCCCUCAACCUCCCAGUACUGGGAAUAGCCACACCACCUGUGGUGUGUGUCAGUUUGGGCUGUAGGCAGAGUGCGUGGUGCAGGGUGGACACAUUUUAGCCUG